AUGGCUUGCGACCGCACCUUCCCGCGCUCUGCGGUACAAGACCACGACCACGACAUCGCGGCGGGUCCAACUGCGGAUCCACCGUGCAUCGGCCGCUUCCUAACGACAACGCAGGUUAGCAUCGUCAACGCGGUCGAGGAUGGUGACGGAUAUCGGAUUCCGCUGGAGCAUUUCGUCAAUCCCGCGCUCUUAGGUAGGGCUGAAUUCCAGUUGCUGCCCGACCUCGCCGAGAUCAACUUCCGCUGCAGCCGCGAACACUACGCCCAGGCCGCGCAGUACCUCGACAUAGUCCUGUUGCAGGACUACGAUCCAACUAUGUGGCGGAUCAGCAAGCACCGCACAUUUGGUACGGUUGUGGGCGCUCCCGGCGCUAGACAAGUCGGUUUCGCCGCGAUGCUGGCGGGCGAGGGUGUGCCGUUUGCUGUCGUCGGCGCAUCACUCGCACCCGGCGAUGUGCAGGGUAUGUACGGUAACCCUUGCGUAUGGGCUCCAGACGCACUGCCGCUUCGGGCGAGGGUGAUGAUCGCUAUCCUCAUGUUCGACUUCUGUAAUCCCGUGUACUCCUGGCGUAGAGGGGUAUUGCUGGACUAUCUGCCCGAGACGACCGCGAGCUGUGACUGCAUGUCGACGUGCUGUGUUCCGGAGCGUGCAUUUCUCACGAACGUGCAGAACUCGCCUCACGCCGCGGACCCCUCGUCGCCAGAGUGGCAGCUCCUCCACCUCCUGCACCUCCUAUCACUCCCAUCACCUGGCGCGACUCUCACCGUGAUGCGUGCGCAGAUCACCGCCUACCUCACCACGGUGCAGGCGAAGCUACAAACGUACACGGGCGUGCUCGAGUACACGAAGCUCGCCGAGUGCCGGCGACGGAUCCACCGGCCGCUGCCCGUGAGCCGGGGCGGCUGGGCCCUUGAAUGCGCGCUGCGCCACGACACGGGGCCGAUCGAGCUGGCGGCGUUCGGGAGCGCCCUUCCAUACGCGCUGCGCUACCUCGACACGGGGCCGAUCGAGAUGUCUCCGGACGGGAGCACACGCCCGGUGCCCGCGCGCGGCGUCGACUGGCUGAAUAGGUCACUCGGAACUACUCGCUGGAGCCGCAACUGUGACUGCGUCCCGUCGCACAUUCCCGCGGCGGCACCAGACUGCCCCGUCCCCCACCUGCGUCCUCACGGCUUCACCCCGCACCCGCCGCGCCUGAUCGCGACGAACCCUACGUGGGCCACCGACAUAGCCGCGCUCUUUGCCAAUCCGUACUGGGUGCCCGAGGAGCGGCGGUACCAGGUCGGCGCCGGAUUCGUGGAAAGGCACUUGGACCUGAGCUGCUACGAGCGGGCGAAGACGACGGCAAAGGAGGUGUACGAGUACAUGGAACGCAGGUGUAGGAAGGCGGAGGGACGGCAGCAUUGGUUCCCCGAAGAUGCGGUCGAGACGUUCAAGAUGUGGAUGGAGCAGGGGUGCAGAGUCGAUAUGAGCGAGAAGGGCCGGUGGCCGUACGGCGAGAUGAGGUCGAGCCGUGAGAAAUACGUGAGCUGGGUGGAAAAAUAUGGAGCGAUGUCUCGCUGA
Molecule: messenger RNA, 1563 nt
Organism: Tricharina praecox
Lineage: Eukaryota; Fungi; Ascomycota; Pezizomycetes; Pezizales; Pyronemataceae
Exons: 2
Coding region: 1-1563 (520 amino acids)
Source: RefSeq, a predicted model, not a curated record